Molecule: messenger RNA, 1891 nt
Organism: Pomacea canaliculata
Lineage: Eukaryota; Metazoa; Mollusca; Gastropoda; Architaenioglossa; Ampullariidae
Exons: 3
Coding region: 598-1074 (158 amino acids)
Cellular component (GO): membrane
Source: RefSeq, a predicted model, not a curated record
AAGUGAACAGGAAAAGCCGACGGUUAUCACGCCCAUGCAGAUGGCGGACGUCAACGUACAGGCAACACCGCGACUUCUGUAUCGUUCGAUCUGCGUAGACCUGUGCAGCUGCCGCGGGAUGUAGCAGCGUUUUCUGCUGUGGGAUUUUCUCUCCUGUUGUUAGACAACUGCACGGACGUGUCGGAAUGCAUGUCAUUACUUUCUUGGCGGCAAAGAAAGGGUUUUAGCUGGAAAAAAAAACUUUUAAAAAUAUAUAUUAAAAAAAGAAAAGGGAAGACUCGAUCGCUGACCUAUGGAUACACGAUACAUCUUGUAGCUGUUCGUGGGAUGUUGUUGAAGUCUUCACCAGGUUUCCUUGACCGCGCCUUGGAGGAUCUCAGAGACGUGAGAUAAUGUUUGUAUGUUCGCUACUUCAUGUAACAACUUCCUAAGUGAAGAUCUUUUCUGCCAGUUGUUCCGUGUCACCAAAACCCCAUUUUGUCGGAGACAGGGGCAUGAGUUUAGUAGCAAAGGUUAGGUAAGGUUAACGUGCUGGAACACGUAGCUGGAGUGGUGCCCACUUACUCGUCGGUCUGAUCACGUAGAAACGACGUAGAGAUGAUCAUUAAGCCUAUCAGUAUAGCGGCGUACGUCUUGACGGUUGUGGCUGUGAUCCUACUGCUGGCAGCCUUUAUCCCACCGAGUUGGUGCGUUGUCUACAGGCCCAACAUGGCGGACCAGCGCUGGCACGGGCUGUGGUCACAGAAGAAGUGCGACAGCGACGGCGACUGCAAGACGAUCGCCACUGGUUUCGAGAUCGAAGGAGGCCGAGAGUUCUUCUUUAUCGUCAAGAUCUUCCACCUUCUGGCGCUGGUGCUGGCGGCCCUGGGACUGCUACUACACACUGUAUAUCCGUGCGCAAGUCCCGCCUGCGGCAGGUCGUUAUCUACACGCUGGGCGCAGCAGGCCUAUUCCUGCUUCUCUCUGCCAUCAUCUUCGCCGCCAUGGUCGGUCGUCUGCGGGAUGGCGGCUCCCAGAGUGUGGACCUGGGCCCCUGCUUCCCGCUGUCACUGCUGGCCGCCAUUGUGUCGCUGACUGCCUCAGCCAUGACCGCGUGGGCGUCUGUGCGCAAGGCCAACAAUGCCGACGACGACAUGGAUGAGGCUCCCAUGAUGAUGAAGAGCGACCAGUAGUCCGGGGCUGCUCAGCGCAUGCGCAGAGCUCCCGCCACAGAGGACAGCCAACUGUCGCACCCAGACUUUUCCCGCGGUGCAGUGACUGUCUUCGCAAGGCCCUUCUUAAAAGGAUAAAUAUUGAUAAAGCACUUAGCAAGUCUGGCAAAUGUUUUAUAUGACUGUCUAGUAAAAGUUUUGUCAAACUUGCUCAAAUGUUCGUCUGUAUUAUAUUUGGCCGGCUUACAAAGGAGCAGACUACUUCAAGAACAGUGUAGAAUCGGAGUGCUUGCCAUCAUAAAAAAAGACUUUUGUUCAUCCUGUUUGCUGUGUCUGUAACCAGAUAUGGAACUUCUUUAAGCAUGUUCAUUUGCUACAUAAACAAUGUUGCAUGCAAUGAACCAUUGCUUGAUGCAAUAUACAAGGUCUAUAAGAGAUAGUGGCGGAUAUAGCGACCCAAAGACGGUAAUUUACAGUAUAAUUACUGGGGAACGUGAACUGUGUAAAAACAUGAUCACCAGUUGAUAUCGGGUUUCUAACAAAGAUAUGUUGACUUCUCUGGUUAAAACAAAUGUUGUAGCGUGUCAGAAGUCUAGGGAAAUAGAUGUCGGUCAGAAUUUAGUAUUGAUGAUUGAUGAUUGAUUGCAGAGGACUGGAUAGCCACCACAUCGAAAAGGUCUCUCUGGAAAUAACCAAUAUCCCAAAUGAAAUUAAAUAAAUGCCGAGACUCAGUCAAAGAA